This is a messenger RNA of Apodemus sylvaticus (European woodmouse), 2856 nucleotides long. It is a transcript of the gene Slu7, whose product is annotated as SLU7 homolog, splicing factor. Lineage: Eukaryota; Metazoa; Chordata; Mammalia; Rodentia; Muridae. The transcript has 16 exons. Gene Ontology annotation, biological process: mRNA splicing, via spliceosome. Gene Ontology annotation, molecular function: pre-mRNA 3'-splice site binding. The coding region runs from base 277 to 2034 and encodes 585 amino acids. The record is from RefSeq and is a predicted model, not a curated record. Gene Ontology annotation, cellular component: spliceosomal complex.
ACCUCGGGGAGCGGAUAUCCCCCGCAGUGAGACCUCGCGGUGAUGAGCCGUCUUGGAACUGCGGACCUGGGUGGAGACUGUGGCCCAGGACGCAGGCGCCACCCUCGCGUCCAGCCGGACGGAGGCUGGAGUCCUUAAGGCAAGAGUCCUGGUCACUUUGGCCGGACAUCCUGAGCGGCCGUACCGAAGCUGACCCCUCCGUCCCCAAAGGAAUGCCUUUGAGGUUCAACUUUCUCGUUAGAUGGAGAUGAUCUUACAAUAGGAAGCCAGUUCAUCAUGGCGGCGGCAGCUGUGGACCCUGUUAGUGCCGCACCCAUGACGGGAUCAAAGGAGAUGAGUUUGGAGGAGCCGAAGAAGAUGACCAGGGAGGACUGGAGGAAAAAGAAGGAGCUGGAGGAGCAGAGGAAGCUGGGCAAUGCUCCUGCAGAGGUGGACGAGGAGGGGAAAGAUAUCAACCCUCACAUCCCUCAGUAUAUUUCUUCGGUUCCGUGGUACAUUGAUCCAUCAAAGAGACCCACUUUAAAGCAUCAGAGACCACAGCCAGAGAAACAGAAGCAAUUCAGUUCAUCCGGGGAAUGGUACAAGAGAGGCGUAAAGGAGAAUUCUAUAACUACCAAGUACCGCAAGGGCGCGUGUGAGAACUGUGGAGCCAUGACACACAAGAGGAAAGAUUGCUUUGAGAGACCAAGGCGGGUUGGAGCGAAAUUCACAGGGACUAACAUCGCUCCAGAUGAGCACAUCCAGCCUCAGCUGAUGUUUGACUAUGAUGGGAAGAGAGACCGCUGGAAUGGCUACAACCCAGAGGAGCACAUGAAAAUUGUUGAGGAGUACGCCAAGGUUGACCUGGCAAAAAGAACAUUGAAAGCACAGAAACUGCAGGAAGAGUUAGCCUCUGGAAAAUUAGUGGAGCAAGCUAAUUCUCCAAAACACCAGUGGGGAGAAGAGGAACCCAAUUCUCAGAUGGAAAAGGAUCAUAACAGUGAAGAUGAGGAUGAAGACAAAUACGCAGAUGAUAUUGACAUGCCUGGGCAGAAUUUCGACUCUAAGAGACGCAUUACUGUUCGCAAUCUCAGGAUUCGUGAAGAUAUCGCAAAAUAUUUGAGAAAUUUAGAUCCAAAUUCUGCCUAUUAUGAUCCAAAAACUAGAGCAAUGAGAGAGAAUCCUUACGCCAAUGCAGGAAAGAAUCCAGAUGAAGUGAGCUACGCUGGAGAUAACUUUGUUCGAUACACAGGUGAUACCAUCUCAAUGGCUCAAACACAGUUGUUUGCUUGGGAAGCCUACGACAAGGGGUCUGAAGUGCAUCUCCAGGCAGAUCCUACAAAACUAGAGCUGCUGUAUAAGUCCUUCAAAGUCAAAAAGGAAGACUUCAAAGAACAGCAGAAGGAAAGCAUCCUGGAAAAGUAUGGUGGCCAAGAACACCUGGACGCUCCUCCGGCCGAGCUGCUCUUGGCCCAGACAGAAGACUAUGUGGAGUACUCCAGGCACGGGACAGUCAUUAAAGGCCAGGAGCGCGCUGUUGCCUGCUCCAAGUACGAGGAAGACGUGAAGAUCAAUAACCACACGCAUAUCUGGGGAUCUUACUGGAAAGAAGGCCGCUGGGGAUACAAAUGUUGUCACUCCUUUUUUAAGUAUUCCUACUGUACCGGAGAAGCUGGGAAGGAGAGUGUUAAUUCAGAGGAAUGUAUUAUAAAUGAUGCGACUGGAGAAGAGUCUGUGAAGAAACCUCAGACCCUCAUGGAGCUGCAUCAGGAAAAACUAAAAGAGGAGAAGAAGAAGAAAAAGAAGAAGAAGAAACACCGAAAGAGCAGUUCUGACAGCGACGAUGAGGAAAGGAAGCAGGAGAAGCUGAAAAAGGCACUGAAUGCAGAGGAGGCCCGCCUUCUUCACGUGAAGGAGAUCAUGCAGAUUGACGAGCGGAAGCGGCCCUACAACAGCGUUUAUGAGAACCGAGAGCCCACAGAAGAGGAGAUGGAGGCCUACAGGAUGAAAAGGCAGAGGCCGGAUGACCCCAUGGCCUCUUUCCUGGGGCAGUAACCAGUCAGACCACACACGCACAGCACCUAUAGAUAGAAAAUCUUUAUCUGUCCUUCUUGCUGCCUGACAUUAAUAAAUUUUUCUGAAGUCUUAAAGUCAAUUUCCUCAACAGUCAAGAGACAAAACAAGGAAGCAGGAGCAUACAGUUGUGCUUAGGGUUAAAAUCACCCAUCCUAGUUAAUGAUAUGGAAGAAACGUUGGCUUCCUCCUCUCGUGUCUUGCGGAAUUGGCCGUGAUGGCUCAUCUUGUAGUGCCAGCACCUGAGAGUGGUAGAGGCAGGGGGAUCAAGAGUUCAAGGUCAGCUGAGUGUGGCGGUGCACACCUGUAAUCCUAGCACUCGGGAGACUGAGGCAAGAGCCUCUUAGCUCCAUAGCAAGUGUGAGACCAGCCUGCACUGCACGAUGCUUUGUCUCAAAAUGAAAGUUUAAGGCUGUCCUAGGCUACAUAGCAAAGUGGUAUCAAGAAUGAGAUGAAGGAAGGAAGGAGGGAAGGAAGAGAAAAAGUCAUUUUUUUUCAUAGCGAGGUCUCCAGCUGUGCGCAGUCAGUCCUCUGGUCUCUUUAUAUGUAGCCCCACCCGUGUAGGUCCUCUCAGAGCCAGAGCCCAGUUCUUAAAUUACUAGCAAUUCCAGUAGUGACAUCAUUAGUAAUUUAACUCCAUAAUUGCAGUUACAGCACUUGGUUUUGCCAUCCAAGAUUUUCUUGGUUUUAAACAAAAAUAUUCUACCUUUCAUCUGCAUCACAGGUGGGAAAUCUGCAGGGCAUGUAAAUAUUUGUGUCCCCCAUAAUCCUAAUAAUAAAUCUAUUUUUCAUUCGGUUGUUAAA